Messenger RNA from Linum trigynum, 6157 nucleotides. NCBI's taxonomy places the organism in Eukaryota, Viridiplantae, Streptophyta, Magnoliopsida, Malpighiales, Linaceae. The record is from the annotation of a GenBank genome assembly.
GGGCCGGUCAUAUAAUGGUGGUCCAGAUUGGAGAGCCCGAUAGGCUAUUCGAGCCCGAGUGUCACCGGCCUGUUAUCACUUCACUGCCUGGAGAGGGGAGCCACGAUGCUCUGUGAAAUCAUCCCGACGUAUUAUCUCCCAACUCUAGGAACAGGUCGGCUCAAGUCUUCACCAAGCCUUCUCGGCCCAACUCCGGGCUUGGAGCGGGCAGGCUAGAUACUUACAUAACAAAGCCCAGCAUUUCGAGAACGGCUCAAUGUCCCACCAUUUUAGUGCCUCCACAUAGAUGACAAGCCCUUGUUAGUAAGCUCGGCGGCGACAUGUGCUUCACAUGCAUAUUUAAAAAGCUCUUAUAACUACUGUUUCAGCGAUGUGGUAGCUAUUCUCACUUCUUAGAGUAUUAAAGCUGAAUCUCCCUUAUCUUUGUCUUAUAACCAUUAGCAGGAGCUACCAACAACGGCCAUUUUUGCCUUAACACAAAGCUCGAAAAUGAUCCCUCAAAAAUCUUAAGCUCUUGCUCUGGCAGCUCACCUAUUAUUUGUGCAAGUAAAGUUGAUGAACAACAAAGUAAGAGGCGGUUUUCUAUCUAAGGUUGUGGACGCAUAUAGUUGUUGUCGUGUUUUUUCCCGUUGUUGUAAGUGGCAAUUUUACGAUAAGUCUUCAAUAACAUAUUGAAUUGUAGAACACCAAUUUGGAACAUGCUCACGGAGAUAGAAGAGCCAAUAGCUAAAUUGUUGGAACACAACAGUUUCUGAACAAGAAUCUCCACGUUUUUGGGUUUUAAAUUUUUUGAAAAUAUCAUUUUUUAACUUUUCAUCGAAUUUGUAAAUUAAGGUAAUGAACAACAAAGUAAGUGACAGCUUUCCAUCGUGUGUAAAGACUGUGGAAUCAUACAGAUGUUGUCGUGUUCUUUUCGCUGUUAUUUUAAGUGACAGUUUUAGGACUAGACUUCAGGAACUCAAACUCUUAUGCUGCUCCCUCUUACAGUGAAGACAAUCUAGCUGAGUGAAACUCUGCUCGUAGUUAAAAUCUUAUCAUAACUAUUUUUCUUUGCUUUGUGGAGUGUAGAAUAGAUUCGUUAAUCCUUAUUCUUACUAAAUAGGAUACGAGAUAGUAGCACUUUGGAACAUAUUUUCUGAUCUUCGCCAAAGAAAUUUCUAAUUAUAUGGUUUGGAGAAAUCCUAUUGGGGCCAAUAGAGUUAUUCUGCUAACUGCCUAAGCUGUUAGUAUAUACUGACUAAUAUCCAAAAUGUAUGAACUAGUAUUCAUGUCUGCUAAUUUUAUAAAAUAGUACUAAAAUGUCUAGAUAGCACAGAUUGGUAUUCAAAACAUCACAAAACUAGUAUCCAACUCACACAAUUAGUAUUCAACCAAUCAAUUACCAACUAACAUCCACAAUCAAACCAACUAGUAUUCCAUAUGGAUACUCUUAUGUGUUAUCUGGAUACUAUUCUGUGUUGUCUAGAUAUUAGUUUGUGAAUUUGGGAUAAUAGUUGAUUCAUGGUGGAUAUCAGUUAGCAAACCUUAAAUACUAGUUUGUACUCUCUAGAUACUUUAGUACUAGUUCAUAAAAGCAACAAACUUAAAUACUAGUUCAUGCAUUUUGGAUAUCAGUUAUUAUCUGCUGACGAAUUUUAAGUUAGCAUAUUAACUUUUUCGUAUUGAGCACCAACCGGAUUGGUCCAAUCACAAACCGACCGUCGAGAUAACUUGGUUUGUUUUGGUCGUAAAUACAUGAUGACUCGAUAUUUGCACAUGUUUUCCCUUUUGUUUCUUGAUCGUUUAAGUUUGCAUUAUUGCUUCUUUGGCCUAUUUUACGCUAGGUUGUGUUCCUUUGUCACAUUUCAGGUCCUAGCACAUAAAGUGAAGCGUAGGCGCAAGUUUCAAGUCAAUCGGAGAUCAAUUGGCGACUCGGGGGAAGAAACUCGGGUAUGACUUGAAGAAGAAGGGAUUUCUACCCCAUUUUGUGACCAUAUAAUCAUGUAAUCUUGUCAUGAGAAGAAAGAGGACGAGAAUACGAGCGUCUGGGAUCAAACGGCACCUGAUUUGGAGUCCGAACGAGGGAGAAACGAAGAAUCAAAGAUAGGGGAAAAUUGGUUUCAGGCUUCUCUGAGAAACAGAAGGGGGCCCUAUCGUGAAGCUAAAAUCCCCGGUAGGGGAUAUUUGGCCUUGAUAGGGGAUUUUCCCAAAAAUCCCCUAUCGUGAACCAAAAAUCCCCGGUCGUGAACUAAAAUCCCCGGUCGUGACCCAAAAAUCCCCUAUCGUGAACCAAAAAAUCCCCUGUCGUGACCUAAAAUACCCUACCGGGUAUUUUGACCGGGGAUCGCGAACGCAGGCUGUUAAAAGCCUGUUUUGUGCGUUUUUGCAGAGGGAGAGCUGGGUUUUGGAUCCCAAACACCCUAGGGACGAACCAAAGAGAGAGAGGGCGAUUUGAGGGCAUUCUUGGAGUGGAAUUGGAGGAUUUCUUUGCCUUGGAAGCUCGAGGAACAAGCCCGGACUUGAAGACUGAUCAUCUGAAGAUUCUUACUGCAGUCUCUCUCUUCUCUAUGGAGUAACUUCCCUUCACUUAGGUUUUGAGGAACCCUAGCUAUGUUUGUUUGAUUGGAUGAUUGUAUGAUUACUCUGACUUGAUAAUCUUGAGUUCAUAUUCAAUCUAUGCAUGUUUUCAUGAUUCAAUUCUGCUUUAGUCAAGAUUAUUGAUUCUGCUUUGAUCCUAUGAGAGAGAAUACCUGAUUAGGUCAAUAGAGCACCAUAGAUUGAUAGUAGUGGAUCGAUUGCUUUAGUCGAGGGUUGAUUCACUGCUUUGUAUCGAUUGAGAACCUCUUUCGAUAGAGGGAGUCUAGUUCAGAAUGCCUUGAUCAGUUGUUCUAGAGAAGGAUACGUCCCUCUAGGCAAUUGACUCAAGAGGGCCUUGUUCCUUUAGUCGAGACUCAAGGUCUAGUCAAGGAUUCUCCGCAUUGUGAAUGAAAGUGAAACAAGUUAGAAAUCAUCAAUCGUUAGUCUGGCUAGUGGCUAGGGGGAAUCAUACCUAAGUGAGUUCCCAACCUGUAAUUAGAUUAACUUUAACUGUAGUUUGCUAGAGUAGUUUUAGUUCUUUCAUCUUAAUAUGGUUUGCUAAAUAAUAAACUGAAGCUGAGUAAUAGUAACUCUAGAGACCCGUGGAUUCGAUAUUUAUCACUUGAGCCACUAUACUGCAGUCCCUUCCAUUGGUUACACUUGGCCAUUGUUAGGUGUUGUGUCAUAGCGAGUCAAGUUUUUGGCGCCGUUGCCGGGGACUUUGUAGAGUAUUAGGAAAGGCAGAAGUUUGUUACUUUAGCGUUUUUCUUUUCUUUUCCACCCUUGCUUUUCACUUGGGUGUUUUUGUUUUUGUUGGUGCAGAUCUGAAUCAUGGAUCCUCAUGGCUUCUCCAACAAUUGGGGGUAUCCACCACCACCCGAGUGGUAUUACCCCGAGACUCCCUGGAGCAAUCAAGGAGGAGAAGAAUAUGGAUUCGGGUUCCAGUACCAACCCCCUUACUACGGAGAACAACCGGACCCCUGGCCUUAUCAAGAACAACCUAAUUACCAAGAAGAAUUUUUCCCACAACCAGAGGGGCCAUUGGAGCUGGAGUUACCCAUGGCGGCCUUCACGGGCCAUUCUGCAGAGCCAUGCUACACUCCACAGCCAGAUCCACACUAUGAAUUGAGACUUCUCAUGGAGCAGUUUGCUCGAGACUGUGAUAGAACAUGCUCCAGGAUGGAUCAUUGUGUCCAGGCCUAUCGUGAAACAGAGGAGAUCCUCCUGAGCCUUAAGAAGAGCAUCGAUGAUCUUGAGAGAUCUUGGGCACAACCUGAUCCAGAUCACCCUUCUACUACCAUACUAGAAGAGGAGGAGGAAGAAGAAGGCUACAAGGACAUUGUGGAGCACACUAAAGAUGUCAUGGAGAGCUCCCGUGAUGAUCAUGAUCAGGAAUGUCCUGUCAUAGCCAACCACACCUUCCCACACCCCAAACUGAGCUUUGAAGAGGCGGGCAUGAGUGAGGAGAUGCGAGAAGAUCUCAUGAAAGAAAUUGCUUGGCAACUUGCUCUCCAAUCCGUGCUAGAAGAAGAAGAGCAAGAAAGGGUGCAGAAAGAAGUUGUGGAGGAUGACGAAAGUGAAGUUGGAGGAGUUCUUGAUCAUUUCCCAGGGGUGAUACCACAUGAAGAAGGAAGGGAGGUUGAAGAAGCAAUUGGCGUCCAGACUGAGGACGAAGUUGAGGUGGAAGAGGCUUGCACCGGCCAUGAGUUACAUUUGAUAUCUCCACCAAACUUCGAGGAACUGCUUAGCAAGGACCCAUUUGCAGUGUCUCUUUGCCAGACCAAGGCCACAUCAACAUCGGUCCCUCUUGGUGGAUGCGAUGGUGGUCAAUCGAUGCUGUCAUAUCUGGUUUGGGGCAAUGAGACGAGAGAAGAGAAGAAGAGGUCUCGAGGGUGGAGACGUUAUCUGCAUCAAGUGCACGAGCUUCCAUCACCUGUCAUACCACAUGCUCGUGACUUGAGACUCCACCUCAUAGACGAGAACCUCAACUUCAAAGAGGUUUUGGGGUGGACCGAAACUUAGGAGCCAUCGUCCGGCUCAUGACGUGAAAGAAGCGCUUGUUGGGAGGCAACCCAACCAGUCGGUUUGCAUUUCUUUCUCUUUUUCUCCUCGGUUGAGUCAGUUUUGUUAUUUGAUUUUAGAGUCAAUAAUUCAACCUUUGUGAGAUUUUGUGUGGUGUUUGUGGUCUGACCAUUCUCUCCUCCUGGAAUACGCCGCCUGCCCCGUCCACCAUCAUUCACCCUGGAUCUGGUAACUUUGUUCUACCCUCCUUAUCUUUCCUCCAUUGAGGACAAUGUCGUGCUUAAGUGUGGGGGGAUGUUCGAUUAUGUAUCCGUGUGAAUGUUUGACUGUUUGUGUGCUUGGAGCCUAGUCCACUGUCCAAAUUUCGAUUUGAGGGCUCCAAGUACAUGUUCAUUGCAAUUGCCUGCUCAGUAUGCUUUGAAUUGACAGUCUUUAUAGUAAUAUGCAACCUAGGGAGGUAGUGUAGCACUAUGGAGGAUGUUGAUGCAUUUAAGAAGUCUCAUUUCUUCUUCAUAUUGUGUUGGUUGAUUGAGUGAAUUAGUGAUCUUAGGACCCUUGAAUUGUGUGGUGUUGUGGACUCUCUACCUGUCAUGGAAUCUUGUAUCAUGUUUUGAAAUAAAAGGUGCUCGAUAAUGUGCUUGAAAAUAACGUCUCCCGUGCGAAUAGGGCGAAAGUGUGUAAGGGGAGACGGGAAUUCGUUCCCAAUUUCCACCUACUACCUCCAGCCCUCUUACAUUCCUUUUCCCCGCACGAGGCUCGAGGCAUUCGCUCCUGGCAUGGCCGGUAAGAGCCAGGUUUCCGCAAAACCUUUGCUAGGUGGGAGCCCCGUUUUCUGAAAAUCGGGUUGGAACCCUUGAAAAAAGAAAGAAAAAAAAGAGAACAAAAGAAAAGGAAAAAAGGGGUUCCAACCAUCUUCAAAAAGAAAAUAAGAGCACCUUGAAAAAUGUGAGUCCAUGAUCUUUAGUUUUUGAGAGUCUCUUCGUCCACGAUUCAUUUGUCGUCUGAUCACUAUUUGCCAUGAUGCCGACUCGAGACUAGCGUUCUCGCCGAAGAAGCUAUGAGAUGACUUGUGCGUCGGUUGACCUCGUAAGCUGCUAAAUGAUCUAGAAAAUCCUCUAUCAAGGAUCGAGGGUGCAUGUUGCUAUAGAGGUCUGGAGAGCUGCAUUGGUUUGAGUUAGGUUUGCUUGGGGACAAGCAAACGGUUAAGUGUGGGGGGAUUUGAUGACUCGAUAUUUGCACAUGUUUUUCCUUUUGUUUCUUGAUCGUUUAAGCUUGCAUUAUUGCUUCUUUGGCCUAUUUUACGCUAGGUUGUGUUCCUUUGUCACAUUUCAGGUCCUAGCACAUAAAGUGAAGCGUAGGCGCAAGUUUCAAGUCAAUCGGAGAUCAAUUGGUGAACUCGGGGGAAGAAACUCGGGUAUGACUUGAAGAAGAAGGGAUUUCUACCCCAGUUUGUGACCAUAUAAUCAUGUAAUCUUGUCAUGAGAAGAAAGAGGACGAGAAUACGAGCGUCUGGGAUCAAACGGCACCUUAUUUGGAGUCCGAACGAGGGAGAAACGAAGAAUCAAAGAUAGGGGAAAAU